GUGAGUGCUGGAAGCAGAGCACCGUAGGAGGGGAGGACGGACGAGCCACGCAUCCGCAUCAGCGAGGAGGGUUGCGCGGUGGCAUUCCCUGCAGGAAUCCAGUUGUAAAGUCCACACACGAGGCAAAAUGCGCUGAGGGGAAAAUCUGUCUGGAGCUCGGUUGUUAACCAAAGAUUACUGAGACAUCUGGAGGAGGGGGGGAAAAAAAAACAAAAAAAACAAACGCUCCGGACAAUUUGUGAUUUCAGAGGACACCCGACUGGAGAUGAAUACCAACGAUGCCAAGGAGUAUCUCGCACGCCAGGAGAUACCUCAACUAUUUGAGAGCCUCCUGACAGGUCUGAUGUACUACCGGCCCGAUGACCCCAUCGACUACUUGGAGGGCUGUCUGAAGAAAGUCAGGGAGCUCGGGGGACCAGACAAGGUGCGAUGGGAUACCUUUGUGGGCCAGGAGAAGAAGUCUCUUCCUCCUCUCAACGGGGGACAGUCACGCAGGUCCCUCUUCAGAAAUGUGCUGCCCGACAGUCCCAAUUUUCCCUACAGACGGUAUGACCGCCUCCCGCCCAUCAGCCAGUUCUCCAUCGAGAGCGACUCAGACCUGUCGGAGACCGCGGAGCUCAUCGAGGAGUACGAGGUGUUCGAUCCAUCAAGACCACGACCCAAAGUCAUCCUCGUCAUCGGUGGCCCUGGCAGUGGCAAAGGAACGCAGAGCCUGAAGAUUGCCGAGCGCUACGGCUUCCAGUACAUGUCCGUGGGCGAGCUGCUAAGGAAGAAGAUGAUCCACAACGCCACCAGCAACAGAAAGUGGAGCCUGAUCGCUAAAAUCAUCACCAACGGAGAGCUGGCACCACAGGAGACCACCAUAACCGAGAUUAAGCAGAAGAUUAUGAAGAUCCCAGAUGCUAAUGGUAUCGUCAUAGAUGGGUUCCCUCGAGACGUCGGACAGGCCUUGUCCUUUGAGGACCAGAUCUGCACCCCGGACCUGGUGGUGUUCCUGGCCUGCACCAACCACCGCUUGAAGGAGAGGCUGCAGAAGCGAGCUGAGCAGCAGGGACGACCCGACGACAACCCCAAGGCCAUCGACCGCCGCCUGACCAACUUCAAGCAAAACACCAUUCCUCUGGUCAAAUACUUCCAGGAGAGGGGCCUUAUUGUUACGUUGGAUGCCGACCGAGAUGAAGAGGAGGUCUUCUGUGACAUCAGCAUGACUCUGGACAACAAGCUGUUUCCCUCCAAAGAGCCUGCAGCCGGACCCAGCGAGCUGGACCUCAGUCUACUGGGUGAAACCAGCAGCCUGGCGGAUGCUGCUUGCAAGUACAAUGAGGCUGAAGAGGAAGAACAAAUCGGGUAUGCUGAAGGACCUGCAGAAAGUUUUAGUACAGAACAGAGGAAACCAAAGGUCAUCUUCAUGAUGGGUGGUCCAGCCUCAGGGAAGGCUCUCCAGUGUGAGCGGAUGGAGGACAGGUUCGGCCUGCGUCGCGUCACCCUGGGCGACCUGCUGUGUAACGAGCUGCAGACUCGCAGCGAAAGAGGGCGCCACCUGCGGGACGUCCUGGAGAGAGGAGAGCAGCUGCCCGAGGACGCACUGCUGGAGCUGCUGUGUGAUGCGGUGGCGUCGUCAGUGCGGCAGGGAAAAGGUCUCGUGAUCAGCAGCUUCCCCAGAGACCUGAGACAGGCGGAGGAGUACGAGGCCAAGAUGGGUGAACCCAGUGCGGUUCUUCUGCUGAGCUGCUCACCUGAUGCCAUCUCCGGUCGUCUGCAGUGCCGUGGCAGAUCCAGCCUCGGCUUCCAUCCUGGCGCAGACGUAGACAGCGCCGCGCACCGGAGGGCUGAGAGCUUCUGCAGCAACAGCCAGGCGGUGGCAGCCCACUACCAACGCAAGAGGCUCCUGCACACGAUUGACGCCGAGAGGUCGCCGGAUGAAGUGUUCGCCCAGAUCUGCCAGGCGGUGGGGUCCUGUCCCGCCUUCUGAUUUCUAGUUUCCUCAACACCCGCUCCCCACCCCUCAACUCUGCUGUCCAGGACGUCCACCUGCGAAGACACGCCUGCACCAGACAUAUGCUCAUUGAACUCCAGUGGUAUGCAUGUCCCACCUGAUGUUUUGAAAUACUCCCAGCGAUCGGUGAAACCUCUCUCCGCUUUUGACACUGACGAAACGCCUGUUUGUCACGUUCUGCUUCACCUUCUUGCAUUGUCUCUUCUCUCUCACACAUCGACCUCAAUAUUUGCUGCCAACUGCCGGAUCGAGGCAGAUAAAUGUACUGAGAAGAUGGCGUCCCCGGCUGUGACUGAGAGAACGGUUCUAGUUGAAAGUGAAAUCUCUCCACCGCUCCCCCGAAGGAGCUCAGAGAGGCUUCCCGCCAUGCUAGAAAGUGAAAAUGUCUGCGCGUGCUGCUGCUCUCAGCCACAGCUACAUGCUUUACGUUGUAACAAGCAUGCAAGAAUUACAAAUCAAGCUUAACUGCCUUUUGCCAAUUGAAUAAAAAGCAGAGUAUUAAAGAAUAUCGCAUUUGUAUCUUUCCAAGCUCAUCGUACAAGUGCUUGUUUGAGUCUGGU
Molecule: messenger RNA, 2556 nt
Organism: Xiphias gladius (swordfish)
Lineage: Eukaryota; Metazoa; Chordata; Actinopteri; Istiophoriformes; Xiphiidae
Gene: ak5
Product: adenylate kinase 5
Exons: 14
Coding region: 266-1972 (568 amino acids)
Biological process (GO): nucleoside triphosphate biosynthetic process
Cellular component (GO): cytosol; cytoplasm
Molecular function (GO): ATP binding; nucleoside diphosphate kinase activity
Source: RefSeq, a predicted model, not a curated record